This is a messenger RNA of Arctia plantaginis, 1917 nucleotides long. The record is from the annotation of a GenBank genome assembly. NCBI's taxonomy places the organism in Eukaryota, Metazoa, Arthropoda, Insecta, Lepidoptera, Erebidae.
AUGAGUGAAGAUCAUGGAAGUGAUGUUAAUAAGAAAAGGUCACGAAAAAAACGUAAGAACUUUCUUGCAAAUGCCAAGAAGUAUGCCAAAAAAGGACAAAUGGGACGUGGUACUAAGAUCCCUGAGGAGUUAUACCAAUAUUUUGUGGGAAUCUUAGAUGUGAUGAAACAAGGCAUUGAGAAUGAAGAAGAGAGAUGUGCCUUAGUUAACAAUGUUUUAGAACGGACAAAAGAUGAAGAGUUAAACGUAAUUGGUAACCAGCUUGGUUGCCGUGUGGUAGAAUUACUCUUACCGUUUGCUUCAGCUGAUGAUUUGGAACGAUAUAUAGAUGUACUAUCACCGGAUUUACGUAAACUUUGUUCAGAUAACUUUACAAGCCAUGUGGUAGAGACACUACUUAGAGUAGCGUGUGAUAGAGCUACAUUACAUUUACAAACCCAAGAAAGCAGUCAGUCAGAUUCUGAGGAAAUUCCAAAAAAGAAGAUUAAAAAGGAUUCAAAAAAAGAAGAGUCAAAAUAUGAAGAAGAACAUGUACAAAAAUGCCACGAAUUCACAAUAAAAAUAUCAAAAUAUGCAUUAAAUAAUCUGGAAGAUUUUGUGUGGGAUCAAUACGCAAACCAUAUACUCCGUAGUGUACUGAAAUGCCUUAGCGGUAUCACAUUAUUACCUGGAGAGAAGCCAAAGGUUAAUAUUUUUAAAACAACCGUCGAUGACGGCAAAGGUAUACCUCCACAUCUUACCAUUAUGACAUAUAAGAUUAUUCCAGAUGAGUUUAAAGAAAUUGUUAAAGAGUUUGUGAACCGUUUGUCUUCAUGGCCUCAGUUUAAGGAUUUGCCGUAUCAAAAUAUUACAUCAGGACUUCUUCAAGUGCUGCUCUAUGCUGUAAAAAAUGUGGAUAAAAAUGCUACUAAAGAAGUAGUCCGGAAACUGUUGGAUGAAAGUUUUGCUCCUGAAGAUUGGGUAUCAAAUGGUAAUGAUGAUGAUAAGAAGGAUGUGAAGAAUGCUGAUGAAACAAAUGAAGUUCAGACUGCAAAUCUCCCACCUGUAUUUGAGUCUGAGUCUGCAGUCCGGCUUCUGGAAGCAGCUCUCUUUGUUUCAAAGAAGAAGACAUACACUCAAAUAUAUGCCCGGUGUUUCAUCAACCGAUUGGGACAGCUCGCUACAAUGCCGAUGUUGAACUACACUGUACAGAGACUUGUGGAUAAUUGUGAGGUCAAGGAAGAGUUUGAACCAAUGUUUGAAGAGUUGAGCGACAAAUUGCCCGCUUUACUGGCGUGUGGAAAUACCGGGGUUCUGGUGGCUCUAGCCAAGGCAUGUCUGAGGCUCAAGGCAAAGCAAACACAGUACAUUAAUAACUUAGAAUCAGCACUGAAAUGCAGUGAACAAGAGAAACAGAAAUACUUCUCAGUGGCCUGCCUGCGACUCCUGCCGCUGGACCGAGUGGACCUCACCAGCCUAGACAAGGAAUACUUCAUCAAUGUCCAUGGUUCUGUCAUACUGCAGUGUAUAUUGGACUUUCAGCGUCCAGCUAAAGCAGUGAACGGUCUGCUGGAGCUGAAUCCGGAGCAGCUAGUGGUGAUACUGUGUGAUGCUAAGGGGUGUCACGUAGCUGAUGCUCUGUGUAAGGGCCAGUGUGUGGGUGUCAAGGCCAGGGAUAAACUGAUUUGGAGACUUAAGGGUUAUUACCAAAAGUUAGCACUUUCCCAGUAUGGUUCCCGCGCCCUGGAGCAAGUAUUCACAGUCGCCACCCUGGAGCAGAAACUGAAGAUCAUGGCCGAGCUCUCCGACAAGAGCAAUCUUCUAAACAGCACAAACUUUGGCAGACUCAUUGCAACUAAACUAGAUGUCGCUACCUACAAGCUGUCGCAGAAGAAGUGGGAGGAGAGUUGGAAGAAGAAAGAAUUAAUAAAUAAUUAA